AUGUUAUCGUGGAUUCGGAAUCGGUGGACACCAUUAUGUUUACUUAUCAUGGCCCUUGGUGCAUUAAUAUUGUUCUUGUAUGGAUUUUUUCCACUAAAGUAUCAUACAGGAAAGUUGGCACAUAUGGAUGAUUUACCAAACUUUAUUGAUGGCGUCAGUAUUGAUGGCCAGACAGUAUACAACUCCGGCGAGCACAGUGUUGUUUUGAUGGUGAUAGACAGUUUACGUUAUGAUUUUGUUACUGAUGAAUACAUGCCAUACACUGCAGAGCUAUUGAAGAACAAAUCAGCUUGCAUAUAUGUAUCCAUAGCUGAACCGCCAACUGUUACAAUGCCCAGAAUAAAGUCACCAGAGAGAAAGAUCCUAAAGGCACAGUGGAGACGCACCAUAAACUUCUGGCGGGAUAUAUUUGCAAGUGUCACCUUUUGUAAUUAUAAAGCAUAA
Messenger RNA from Diatraea saccharalis (sugarcane borer), 444 nucleotides. NCBI's taxonomy places the organism in Eukaryota, Metazoa, Arthropoda, Insecta, Lepidoptera, Crambidae. The record is from the annotation of a GenBank genome assembly.